AUGGUCACCACAGUGGCUACAGAUAGCACUUUGACACACGAAAAAGGAAUACAUUCUCUUGAAAAAUCCUUAGAGCAGCACUCAAGCAGUAGUACUACCACUCCUUCCAUAUUAUUACAUGUUUCAUGGUCUCAAAAAAUUGAACACACCAAACAUGAAAUGGAUUAUUUAUUGAAACAUCAUAUUGAGACAUGUUCUGCCUUUACUAAUCAUGACCUAGAACAAUAUCAUGCCAUAUUAAGGGAGGAUCAUCAAGAAGAAGAAGAAGGCAAAGAUUAG
This is a messenger RNA of Naegleria lovaniensis, 279 nucleotides long. RefSeq lists its product as uncharacterized. The coding region runs from base 1 to 279 and encodes 92 amino acids. The transcript has a single exon. The record is from RefSeq and is a predicted model, not a curated record. NCBI's taxonomy places the organism in Eukaryota, Heterolobosea, Eutetramitea, Acrasida, Naegleriidae.